This is a messenger RNA of Petromyzon marinus (sea lamprey), 4964 nucleotides long. The record is from RefSeq and is a predicted model, not a curated record. NCBI's taxonomy places the organism in Eukaryota, Metazoa, Chordata, Hyperoartia, Petromyzontiformes, Petromyzontidae.
GGAGGAGUAGGAAGGGUCUCCACCAUCAUCGUGUGAAGAGGAGGAGGAGGAGGAGUAGGAAGGGUCUCCACCAUCAUCGCCAUCGCCCGUUCGGUGGCGCGGAGCUGCAGGGGACCGCGAGGGGGGGGCCGUGAGAUGUCGCACAGAGGGGACGCUCGGAGCGGAGACGGAGACACAACUAGGGGUGACGUUGAGCAGGAGCAGAAGGAGGAGGAGGUGGCCGCCGCCGUUCGUCCAACGGAGCCGUCGGUUAGCGGAGGAGAUGUUGAGGGAUGCUGGAGUGAGACGCGCGUGCAGGUGAAGGUGGAGAGACAGGAGGAGGAGGGGGACGACGAUGAGAGCGAUGCGGUGGAGCAUUCCCCGUCGUGGCCACCGACCGUCAAGCGAGAGGCUGGCGGACACGGGGCUGUGGCUGAGACACGGCCACACGUGAAGGUGGAGCCACAAGAGCCGCACGACGUUCCGGGAGCUCACGUUCAAAUUAAAGAAGAGGACCUCCUGGGUGAACAAUGUGACCUUCACAUUAAACAGGAGAAGGAGGAGGUUGUGGAGGUGGAGGUUGAGGGUGACGAUGAAGACGACGAAGAAGAAGAAGAGGAGGAGGAGGAGGAGGCUUUGGACGACCACGUGCGGCGCGACAAAUCCUUCCCAUGCCCCGGAGAGCCGUUGGCAUCAUGUCGGGAACUGGCGGCUUCGUCCGAUGUGGCGGAGAUCGAAGUGACCUUGGAAGAGGAGGACGGAAAUGGUGGUGCUGGUGGUGCGACACUGCCGGGAGGCGAGCGGCGGCAGGGGCGGCCCCCAGACGCAGUCCGCGGCAAGGCGCCCCUCGGCAAGAAGCUCCAAUUGCCAGCGCGGGGCAGCGGCAGCGGCAGCGGCAGCGGCAGCUGCGGUGGGGCACAAUUCCCGGCGGAGCCGAAGCGCCGCGCGGGGGCUCUCGCUGGCGACCGGCCUCACGUCUGCGGCGUCUGCGGCAGGGCCUUCGCCGCGUCGUCCAACCUCAGGAGCCACGCGCGGGUCCACACGGGAGACAGGCCGCACGAGUGCGCCGUGUGCGGCGCCGCUUUCGCCCGCCCGUGGGACCUCAGGGGCCACGCGAGGAUGCACACUGGCGAGCGGCCGCACGUCUGCGCCGUCUGCGGCAGGGGCUUCGCGCUGUCCUCGAACCUCAGGUGCCACGCGAGGAUCCACACGGGAGACAGGCCGCACGAGUGCCCCGCGUGCGGCAAGGGCUUCAUCCGCCCCUCGGCCCUGGCCAACCACGUGAGGACGCACACGGGAGAGAGGCCGCACGUAUGCCCGGAGUGCGGGAUGGCAUUCUUCCACGCCUACGUCCUCAGGAGCCACGCGAUAAUCCACACGGGGGAGCACCCGUUCCAGUGCCUGGUGUGCGGCAAGGCCUUCGCGCGCCCGUCCAAUCUCAGAAGCCACGCGAAGAUCCACGCGCGGGCGGGAGAGAAGCCCCCACAGGCGUCGUGAGUGCUGGGAAGGAUUUUUUUAGAUCUCAGAAACCACGCAAAGAUCAACACCUGGGUGGGGCGAAACCCCAAUAAGUGUCGUGAGUGCUGGGAAGGCUUUUUUUAGAUCUCAGAAACCACACAAAGAUCAGCACCUGGGUGGGGCGAAAUCCCAAUAAGUGUCAUGAGUGCUGGGAAGGCUUUUUUAGAUCUCAGAAACCACGCAAAGAUCAGCACCUGGGUGGGGCGAAACCUCAAUAAGUGUCGUGAGUGCUGGGAAGGCUUUUUUUAGAUCUCAGAAACCACGCAAAGAUCAGCACCUGGGUGGGGCGAAACCCCAAUAAGUGUCAUGAGUGCUGGGAAGGCUUUUUUUAGAUCUCAGAAACCACGCAAAGAUCAGCACCUGGGUGGGGCGAAAUCCCAAUAAGUGUCGUGAGUGCGGGGAAGGCUUUUUUUAGAUCUCAGAAACCACGCAAAGAUCAGCACCUGGGUGGGGCGAAAUCCCAAUAAGUGUCGUGAGUGCUGGGAAGGCUUUUUUUAGAUGUCAGAAACCACGCAGAGAUCAGCACCUGGGUGGGGCGAAAUCCCAAUAAGUGUCGUGAGUGCUGGGAAGGCUUUUUUUAGAUCUCAGAAACCACGCAAAGAUCAGCACCUGGGUGGGGCAAAACCCCAGUAAGUGUCGUGAGUGCUGGGAAGGUUCUUUUUUAGAUCUCAGAAACCACGCAAAGAUCAGCACCUGGGUGGGGCGAAACCUCAAUAAGUGUCGUGAGUGCUGGGAAGGCUUUUUUUAGAUCUCAAACCACGCAAAGAUCAGCACCUGGGUGGGGCGAAACCACAAUAAGUGACGUGAGUGCUGGGAAGGCUUUUUUUAGAUGUCAGAAACCACGCAAAGAUCAGCACCUGGGUGGGGCAAAACCCCAAUAAGUGUCGUGAGUGCUGGGAAGGCUUUUUUUAGAUCUCAGAAACCACGCAAAGAUCAGCACCUGGGUGGGGCGAAACCCCAAUAAGUGUCGUGAGUGCUGGGAAGGCUUUUUUUGGAUCUCAGAAACCACGCAAAGAUCAGCACCUGGGUGGGGCGAAACCUCAAUAAGUGUCGUGAGUGCUGGGAAGGCUUUUUUUAGAUCUCAGAAACCACACAAAGAUCAGCACCUGGGUGGGGCGAAUCCCAAAUAAGUGUCGUGAGUGCUGGGAAGGCUUUUUUUAGAUGUCAGAAACCACGCAGAGAUCAGCACCUGGGUGGGGCGAAAUCCCAAUAAGUGUCGUGAGUGCUGGGAAGGCUUUUUUUUGAUCUCAGAAACCACACAAAGAUCAGCACCUGGGUGGGGCAAAACACCAAUAAGUGACGUGAGUGCUGGGAAGGCUUUUUUUAGAUGUCAGAAACCACACAAAGAUCAGCACCUGGGUGGGGCAAAACCCCGAUAAGUGUCGUGAGUGCGGGGAAGGCUUUUUUUAGAUCUCAGAAACCACGCAGAGAUCAGCACCUGGGUGGGGCUAAACCCCAAUAAGUGUUGUGAGUGCUGGGAAGGCUUUUUUUAGAUCUCAGAAACCACGCAAAGAUCAGCACCUGGGUGGGGCGAAAUCCCAAUAAGUGUCGUGAGUGCUGGGAAGGCUUUUUUUAGAUGUCAGAAACCACACAAAGAUCAGCACCUGGGUGGGGCGAAUCCCCAAUAAGUGUCGUGAGUGCUGGGAAGGCUUUUUUUAGAUCUCAGAAACCACGCAAAGAUCAACACCUGGGUGGGGCAAAACCCCAAUAAGUGUCGUGAGUGCUGGGAAGGCUUUUUUUAGAUCUCAGAAACCACGCAAAGAUCAGCACCUGGGUGGGGCGAAAUCCCAAUAAGUGUCGUGAGUCCUGGGAAGGCUUUUUUUAGAUCUCAUAAACCACGCAAAGAUCAGCACCUGGGUGGGGCGAAAUCCCAAUAAGUGUCGUGAGUGCUGGGAAGGCUUUUUUUAGAUCUCAGAAACCACGCAAAGAUCAGCACCUGGGUGGGGCGAAACUCCAAUAAGUGUCGUGAGUGCUGGGAAGGCUUUUUUUAGAUCUCAGAAACCACGCAAAGAUCAGCACCUGGGUGGGGCGAAAUCCCAAUAAGUGACGUGAGUGCUGGGAAGGCUUUUUUUAGAUCUCAGAAACCACGCAAAGAUCAGCACCUGGGUGGGGCGAAACUCCAAUAAGUGUCGUGAGUGCUGGGAAGGCUUUUUUUAGAUGUCAGAAACCACACAAAGAUCAGCACCUGGGUGGGGCGAAACUCCAAUAAGUGUCGUGAGUGCUGGGAAGGCUUUUUCUUGAUCUCAGAAACCACACAAAGAUCAGCACCUGGGUGGGGCGAAACCCCAAUAAGUGUCGUGAGUGCUGGGAAGGCUUUUUUUAGAUCUCAGAAACCACACAAAGAUCAGCACCUGGGUGGGGCGAAACCCCAAUAAGUGUCGUGAGUGCUGGGAAGGCUUUUUUUAGAUCUCAGAAACCACGCAAAGAUCAGCACCUGGGUGGGGCGAAACCCCAAUAAGUGUCGUGAGUGCUGGGAAGGCUUUUUUUAGAUCUCAGAAACCACGCAAAGAUCAACACCUGGGUGGGGCUAAACCCCAAUAAGUGUCGUGAGUGCUGGGAAGGCUUUUUUCUUGAUCUCAGAAACCACGCAAUGAUCAACACCUGGGUGGGGCUAAACACCAAUAAGUGACGUGAGUGCGGGGAAGGCUUUUUUCUUGAUCUCAGAAACCACGCAAAGAUCAGCACCUGGGUGGGGCGAAACCCCAAUAAGUGUCGUGAGUGCGGGGAAGGUUCUUUUUAGAUCUCAGAAGCCACGCGAAUAUUAACACCCGGGCGGGAGAGAAGCCCUGCACAAGUGUUGUGAGUACCACAAGGCCUCUGUGCCCCCCGUGGGAUCUAUGAGAUACUACGUAGAUCUUUUUCAGAUGCGACCUGGAUGUCACAAAUUAUAGCUCAACAAAGUGGACAUUUAUAGCAGCAGGAAAAUACUCUAAAACGCACGUUUCUGUAUGUGGAGGGAAAACCUGUAGGACCCGGAGAAAAAUCCACGCGGGAGAACAUACAAACUACAAGAACACAGGCGUCAGGGUCGGGAUCGAACCCAUGAUCUCCAGUAUACAGGGCGAGGUAGUUGACAUCUCCUAGCCACGGCGUCACACUCAGAACACUGGUUGAACACAAGGUACAUGAGCUAAAUUAUUGAAAAAAAACUCGGAGCAGAUGUUUCAAGAUUCACAAAAUGCAAAUUGUAUAAAAACAAGUAUUAAAAAUAUUAGCACUACUUAAGAUGCACGAUUGUGUAAAUUGGAACACAUGGCAAAACUUAAUCAUUGUGAAUCAUGUAAACAUUUAACUGAACCAGAUAAGAAGGUACAAAUAAAAAUCAUAAGAGUAUUUCUUUCAUGAAAUAAUUACGAUUAUUUCAUGAAAUAAUUACGAUUAUUUCAUGAAGGUAUUGGCAUUAAUUUGAACGCAAAUAAAAUUGUCGCUUUAAUCAGCAUGGUAAUAAACUCACAUUUUGAAUAAAU